Dunckerocampus dactyliophorus (ringed pipefish) is the source of this 858-nucleotide messenger RNA. RefSeq lists its product as uncharacterized. The record is from RefSeq and is a predicted model, not a curated record. Lineage: Eukaryota; Metazoa; Chordata; Actinopteri; Syngnathiformes; Syngnathidae. The transcript is spliced from 4 exons. The coding region runs from base 154 to 762 and encodes 202 amino acids.
GUCUCCAGCUGUGUCUUUACUGCAGAGCAGCGGACCACAGUUCUUUUCAGAUGGACAUACCGCACCUCAUCUCCCUCCCACCACAUCUUCCAUGGGUCAUCUUCAAAUUGAAGCUUCCGUCUUCCUUGGAGACUGCCAGACUCCUGGUCCAGCAUGUGGUUCGGCUUCAUGGCGUACCCCUUGAUGUGGUUUCGGACAGAGGUCCACAGUUCUCUUCAUCAACGUGGAAGACCUUUUGCAAGUCCUUGGGAGCCGCUGUCAGUCUUUCCUCGGGGCUACCGCCCCCAGUCCAACGGCCAGACAAAGCGGGCUAACCAAAGUAUGGAGUCAGCAUUAAGUUUCAGUUUCCAGCCUCCCUUGUUCCCCUCCCAGGAGUCAGGUUCUACAGUGUCGUCGGUGGCCACCCCCCAUCACCACGGCCACUGGGUUUGGCGGGACACUCAGGCUGCCUUAUCCCACACCGCUAAGCGCAACCAAAGACUGGCUGACCGUCGUCACAAGCCUGCACCGGAAUAUCAGCCAGGACAGAAGAUAUGGUUGUCAUCUUGUGACCUUUCUCUUGCUGUGGACUCUAAGAAGCUGGCCCCCAGGUACAUUGGACCUUUCAAGGGAAAGCAAAUGGUAAGGCCAUCUUGGUCACCAGGAGGCGGGCCAAGUGUGUUCAGUGUCUCAUUGACUGGGAGGGUUAUGUCCCGAGGAUCGUUCUUGGGUCCCUUGGUCAUCCAUCUUCGAGUCUACCCUUCUUUACGACUUCUACCGUAAGUUCCCUGACAAGCCUGGGAGUCCACCAGGUGGCGUCUGUUGAGUUGGAGGGAGGGAGGAAACUGUCACACUCUGCGGUGACACCUGUACUUUUGU